Molecule: messenger RNA, 594 nt
Organism: Hyaloperonospora brassicae
Lineage: Eukaryota; Oomycota; Peronosporomycetes; Peronosporales; Peronosporaceae
Source: the annotation of a GenBank genome assembly
AUGUCGCAUGCCAUGGCCUACGCGGCCGACAUGGCCGUGGCCGAGAUGAUGGUCCAAUUGCAGGCCGAGUUCGCCGACAGACGCGAGAAGCUGCUGAAAGUCCUUCGCGUGGACCCCACGUGGCGACUCCAUCGCCUGUCGGAUGGCCAGCGGCGCCGGGUGCAGCUGUUCCUCGCGCUUUUGCGGCCGUCUCAGCUUAUUGUGCUGGACGAGGUACUGGGUACACUGGACAUUGUCGUUCGCGAGAACGUCUUGGCGUUCUUGAAAGAAGAGACGGACACGAGACGGGCCACGGUCUUGCUGGCUACGCACAUUUUCGAUGGCACGGACGACUGGGCCUCGCACGUGCUGUACAUUCGACGUGGUAUUAAGGGCUUCCACGGUCCAAUUCACGAGUGCACAGACGAUCGAAAAGUGCCGAUGUACAAGGUCGUCGAGCACUGGCUACGUGAAGAGCUGGCGGAAGAUGACCGCAUUGAAAGCGAAGCGAUUGGAGAUGGCGGCCAGCUCAAUUUGGCCAAUGCACAGAACCGUGCUGGCGGAUACGCACCUGGACGCUUGGGCGGUGUCGACAUUGACUCGCUGGGGCUUUAG